AGAAUGGUGCGAUCACCGACCCCUUUGAUAACAGCCUAGCAGGCCGCAACCGGAAGCUCCCUUCAUCCACUCCCGCAGUGACAUAGCUCGUGUAGUACGGUAGACGUUAGAAACGUACAGUGCUAAUGAUGCCCCGCCUUCCGCUGAGGCUUAUGGUUGAGGCCCACAACACAAUUCCACGCCAUUUGCCAAAGUUGCUUUGAAUCUUCUCAAACCAUACAGAUCAAAUCCUAUAGUGAAGUGAAAUUCCAACAUGUCCUCUUCUGCUCUUCAGUCUAACUAUAAAGGAGCAAGCAUCGAUGGCGACGGAGAUUUUCUUUGCAGGUGCGGAUUCAGGAUGUACAAAUCGACAGUGAGUGACGGGAAAAGCCCAUAUUUUGGGAAGAAGUAUUUGGCAUGCAGACGAGGGAGAAAAAGCGCAGACCGGUGCCGGCUUUUCAUCUGGGACGAGGAACUCCCUCAGAUAAAGCUUCCACUCUCUUCGUCUUCUGAACCUGCAACACCCAAAAGAACGUCAGAUAUCCGACAAUAUGGAAUUCUCACGCCAGUUACCAGUUCAAGAAAAGUACAUCCUGCCGUAGACAGGGCCAGUGGCGGGAACAAACCGAGCCAAAUCACAUUCUCAGCCCAGGCGAAGAAACGUUCACUAUUUUCGACUCCCGGGCAAGUCCCCAAAAAACCGAGAAUAGUGUGUACACCAUCUCGGUCGCCUAGCCCUACGCCAUCCAAAUCUCUCGUUAAUGGCAGCCCUGCAUCUGGUCUUAAUGAUACGUUCUUAUCGUCAAGACCAGAAACCAUGCAUUUUAUGAGGGGCGGAUCGCGCAGAUGGGAAGAUUACGAGAAGGAUUUAUCAAUGACACCUACCAAGCACAAAUCCCACGUGAGGGAUUUCGAUCAGAAAGGUGGGAAAACAGAAGCGGAAGAGGGAAAAGAUGAAGAUCUUCUUUCUGACUGGGAUGAUACCAUCGUCUCAGAAGUGAUACGGAUCGCCAAUAGUCCUAUUUGAGUCUUAUUGUUUGAACACCCUAGGCAUGAGAUAGGAUGCUAGUACUUAGGAGAGGUGAGGGCGAGGAUAUUUUCGGCAAAAUUUCAAUUCGCCUCAAGUUUAUUUUGGUUCCUUCCGAUAUUGUUUAGUGU
Messenger RNA from Aspergillus vadensis CBS 113365, 1137 nucleotides. RefSeq lists its product as uncharacterized. The transcript is spliced from 3 exons. Gene Ontology annotation, molecular function: zinc ion binding. The record is from RefSeq and is a predicted model, not a curated record. The coding region runs from base 254 to 1006 and encodes 250 amino acids. NCBI's taxonomy places the organism in Eukaryota, Fungi, Ascomycota, Eurotiomycetes, Eurotiales, Aspergillaceae.